AUGGCGGACACAGAUACCAAAAAAGAUGUAGCUCGCACAGAUGUAGCUCGCACAAAUGAGCGAGGUAUUCCUUUUGCGCCGUUUGUGGAUCGUGUCGAGGAUUAUGUCAAUUCGCGCGCGGAUGUAGAACCGACGUUGAAGAGGUUUCAGGAGAUGAUAUCGAAAUAUCAGUUUAUGGAGGUUAAUCAACAGAAGAGGGUUGCGGGGUUGCAAAUCAAUAUGCCGGAUAUUCAGAAGACGCUGGAUACGGUGAGGUUUUUGAAGACGAGAAAGGAGGGUUCGGAUCCUCUACAGGCUACGUUUGAGUUGAAUGAUACUCUAUAUGCCAAAGCCAAGAUUCCAGCUACGGAAGAGGUUUAUCUAUGGUUAGGGGCCAAUGUUAUGUUAUCAUACCCUAUCAACGAGGCAGAAGAUUUACUUUCAAAUCGACUCGCAGCAGCGAAACAAAGUUUCUCAAAUUGUGAGGAGGAUCUCGAUUUUUUGCGAGAACAGAUUACGACUAUGGAGGUUGCUACGGCUAGGGUAUACAAUUGGGAUGUUACGAUGAAACGAAAAGAAAAGAAUGAAGAAGAGGCUGCAGAUGAAAAGGAUGGAAAGACUGGUAGUCUUGAUGAAUGA
This is a messenger RNA of Sclerotinia borealis F-4128, 618 nucleotides long. The record is from the annotation of a GenBank genome assembly. NCBI's taxonomy places the organism in Eukaryota, Fungi, Ascomycota, Leotiomycetes, Helotiales, Sclerotiniaceae.